Messenger RNA from Clunio marinus, 258 nucleotides. Lineage: Eukaryota; Metazoa; Arthropoda; Insecta; Diptera; Chironomidae. The record is from the annotation of a GenBank genome assembly.
AUGAUUGAAUGUAUGUCUCAGAACUCACCAACACAUCGAAGAGCUGGUGAGAAUUUUGAGAGUUUGUUUUUAUUGUUUUCCAUUACAUUAUUAUCUACUAACAAUGUGCGUGAUUUGUUUAUGAAAUAUCUUGGUUUUUAUAUGAAUGAAAAUAUUAUCGCUUUACCAAUUAAUAAUACUAUGGCAACAUGUGCUAUCAACAAAAACAAUUUAUUUGGCUAUUUUGAUGCAGUUUUUUAUUCUUUUAUCAAACGAUAA